This is a messenger RNA of Phycomyces blakesleeanus NRRL 1555(-), 415 nucleotides long. RefSeq lists its product as hypothetical. Gene Ontology annotation, molecular function: peptide-methionine (R)-S-oxide reductase activity. Lineage: Eukaryota; Fungi; Mucoromycota; Mucoromycetes; Mucorales; Phycomycetaceae. Bases 1 to 405 code for a protein of 134 amino acids. The record is from RefSeq and is a predicted model, not a curated record. The transcript is spliced from 5 exons. Gene Ontology annotation, biological process: protein repair; response to oxidative stress.
AUGACCACACAAAGAAAAUCGGAAUUGGAAUGGAAAACGAUCUUGAGUCCAGAACAAUUCCGAGUUUUAAGACAGAAAGGAACUGAACCACCUGGCACUGGAGAAUACAACAAGUUUAAUAAGAAAGGAAUCUACAAUUGCGCGGCAUGUAAUGCUCCUCUGUAUGUAUCCGAUACAAAAUUCAACAGUAAUUGUGGCUGGCCAGCAUUCUUUGAUGCUAUACCAGGUGCCAUUAUUCGCCACGAAGAUAACUCGGCUGGGAUGAGACGCAUAGAAAUAUGCUGUGCCAAAUGUGAUGGACAUCUCGGACAUGUAUUUCAAGGAGAGGGCUUCCCUACCCCAACCGAUGAGAGACACUGUGUGAACAGUAUUAGCUUAAGAUUCAAUGACGAAGAAUAUAAAUGAUCAAAAAACU